AUGUCCAUGGACGCGGUGGAGCGGCUGGCGGAGAAGCUGUGCGCCCAGCACCGCCUCGGUCUGGAGCCCGUGGGGAGCGGCUCCGAGGCGGAGGCCGAGUGGAGCGGAGACUGCCUUCUGUGCCAGGCUGACCAGGAGGAGGAGGAGCGCAGGGCGGACACGCUGAGAGCCAGGAGACAGCUCCAGCUCCAGGAAUCCCAGAGGACGGUUCAGGGAAGGAUACGGACCGGAGAGAGGGACUUGGAAGAGCUGCAGCAGAGCUUGGAGUCCCAGAAGGUUUGGUCCUCUGCUGUUCUAGAGGAGAGCGAUGCUCUGUUCGCUGAGAUCGCUCACCGCCUGGAAAAAACUAAAGCCGAGGUGGGAGCGUUGCUGGAGGCGAAGGGCCGAGCGGCGGUCAGCAGACUGGAGCGAGACAUCGCGCUUCUGGAGACGGACCUGGAGGAGCUGAGGAGGAGAGACGAGGAGAUCGGCCAGCUGUUGCGAACCGCAGACAACGUCCGGCUGACACAGGCGACCGCGCUGCUCUUCAUCCCCGUCGCCGCCAAUCGGCCCCCUGGGGCCUUCAGCCUGGCCCCGGAGGCCUUCAGCGACGCCAGGCGAGCGUUGAGCCGCCUCCGCAGCUGCAUCGAGGACGUCUGCAGGGAGGAGGUCGACAAGAUUGGCCGUGUGGGUAAUGAGAACUGUGUCCCCGUUAGAGAGCUUGUAAACGGUGGCCAGAGUUACGGAGUGGAGAACUCCAAACCUCAACGAUCCCAAUCCGUGGGGCAACAAAACAGCAGGGCCGUUCCAGUUUCGUUUCCUCUGUCCACAUUGUGCCUGCAACCACCUGAUCAGAGGAUGAGGGAGGCUUUACUCAGAUUUUCAUGUCGUCUCUCUCUGGACGCCAUCACAGCCCACCCCACUCUGGUUCUCCUGGAGGAGCCUCAGGGCGUCCACUGUGGCGAGAACACCCAGCCCUAUCCACCUCACCCACAUCGCUUUGAUUCAGUGACUCAGGUCCUGUGCAGGGAGGGCCAGUUUGGCCCUGCCAGCUACUGGGAGGUGGAGUGGCGGGGAAGAGGAUGGGUCGACAUUGGCGUCACGUCGCUAUCAAUCGGACGCAAAGGCGGCGGAAGGCCCUGCCUGCUCGGCCGUAACGAGAACUCCUGGCGGCUGCGGUGCACGCAUGCAGGCUACUCGGCGUGGCACGACAACCGCAAGACCACGGUGGCCGCCCCGUCCUGCUCACGGAUCGGGGUUCUGCUGGAGCGACAGAAAGGGACCUUGUCUUUCUACAGUGUUUCGGACACGGUGGUACUCCUCCACACCUUUCAGUGCCAGUUCUCCCAACCGCUGUACCCGGCUUUCCGCUUGGACCUGGACUCCACUCUGCUCAUCUGCCCACACCCGGAAGCUAAUGCUAAUGCUAGCAGGAUCUAAAGGUCAUUAUGUAACAGCGAUGAUCUGCCGCUCAAAAACCUGGAAGAAAUAUGGCCGAACUAAAUUAUUUUAAUUCAAUUGAAUGCCUGUUUCUGAUUUUAGCAUUUAAAAUCAGAAACCUGCUCGGAAGAAUCUUCUUAAAUAUAUUUAAAAUAUGUUUUAAAUAUAUAUCUAAAAAUAUAUAUUUUGUACAUACAUUUAACAUAUUAUUUUAUAUUUAAAUAUAUCUUUAAAAUCAGAAACAUCAUUAUUGUUUUCAUGUAAAAUGCAGCCAAAGAGUCGUAACUGCUGUUAACCAGUUGUAGAUGUUAGUGGAGCUAGUUGAGAGCAACUCACAGAACGCAAAUGAAAGAUUUGAGGAGAGAAUUUAACAAUUGAAAGACAAAGAAAAGGGCCAUAAUCCCAUUUUAGACUAAAUCGUAGAGAAAGCAGCAACAUGACACGUGGCAUUGUUUUUACAGUAUGUGAAAGCUGUAUUGACGAGAAGCAGCUGCAUGCGGAAACAAAUUUACCAAAGAGGAAGAGAAACACAAUGACUAACAGCAUUUCUUCCAAAGAAUGUGAAUAACCUGUUUUUCUUUCUGCCGUGUGCAGUUGAAUUUUAAAUAAACAGGUUGGUGUUGAAAACAUGAA
This is a messenger RNA of Gambusia affinis (western mosquitofish), 2052 nucleotides long. RefSeq names its product tripartite motif-containing protein 16-like protein. Gene Ontology annotation, molecular function: protein binding. The coding region runs from base 1 to 1419 and encodes 472 amino acids. The transcript has 10 exons. The record is from RefSeq and is a predicted model, not a curated record. Lineage: Eukaryota; Metazoa; Chordata; Actinopteri; Cyprinodontiformes; Poeciliidae.